GAUGCAACUCCACUGCGCGCUGCAGCGCUGUGCUCUCCGACGGUGGUACUGUGUGUGUGUGUGUAGUGUUGUUUUAGAGAGAGAACGAGAAAGAUGGAUGGGGAACAGAGCUAACUGGAAGCGUGAUGCUCUUUGUUGCGAUACUGUUGCUCGACUCUCUGUUUUCGCAGGAUUGAUCAUCAGGCCUUGCCAAUAAACAACCUCACUCAGAGGAUCUGUGAGCACACUGAGGUGCCUUAAUAGAAAAAUCUUUGGCACUGUCACAUCCCUCAAUCACUUGCAUCGCAAGUCUCUCAGUCCCACCCUCAUCACUAACCUCAUUUGUUGCCUUUAUUCUCCUCAGAGACAACUGCCUUUCCUGCACCAUGCACAAAAGUCAUUAUCUCCAACACUUUUGCUGCUAGCUAUGUUAUCUCACCAGCAGCAACACUUGUGCUCACUGAAUUUACAAGUCAAAUCUGCCAGAGGUGCGUGCACCGCACAGUGUAAUCUUUGGUUGAUCCUGUCCCUGAGGCUUUUAUCUCCUAUAAGCACUGUUAUUGUAUGAGGGAUACAAAAGCUGAGACCAUCUAAAGCUCACAGUCACCUUCCAACUGUUGACAGAGUUUCUAUUAUUCCUGGUGUGAGUCCCCAUGUGAGAGGAGUUAUAAGCCAGGGAGAAAGGAGGACUUGCAAAUCAAAUUGCUUUAAUCCAUUGGAGCAUCUGUCUUCAUUCUCCAGAGGGCGGCAGGGUGUGUAGCAGCGGAGCACUGAGCCCUGAUCACGACUGGAAAGGAAAACAAAACCUGUCACUGAGGAAUCAAAUGAUGUGCCUUGGUCAGCCAGCUGUGCAAUACAUGUAGGCGUGAAGGAUGUAGAGCCAGAGGGGGGGGCAGGAUGGAGUGCUCCUGGAAGACGGUGCUGCUGCUGGUCUGUGCGUCUCUGGGGGUCCAGUACACGGCCAUCCGCACCCUGAGGGACUCGCUGUCUGGACCCUGUCAGGGAGCUUACCGCUGCCAGACCAGACACCACAGAGACUCCAGGUGGAGAGCUUUGUGCGAAGACAGUUGGAUGCUGGACGAGUCGCCUCGCAAGCACAUCCUGCUGUUUGCCACCACGCGCAGCGGCUCCUCCUUCACCGGGCAGCUCCUCAACCAGCACCCAGGGAUAUUCUAUGUGUUUGAACCUCUCUAUCAUGUCCAGCAGGCCUUCACCAACUCCAGCAGCAGGCUGCGUCGCACCCUGGAUCGCAGGGCCUUACUCGGAGCAUACAGGGACCUCCUCCUCAAUCUGUACACCUGUGACCUUCACUUCAUGGAGAAUUACAUCCGUCCAGAGCCCCAGGACCAUGUCACAAACUCCUUCUUCCGCAGAAGCUCCAGCCACGCCCUUUGUUCCCGUCCCGUGUGCAUGGAAGGAGGAGAUGUAGCGGCGUCCGAUCCGCCUGAUGAAACCUGGUGUCCUAAGAAGUGUGGGGCCCUCAACCUCACCUUAGCCUCUAUGUCAUGUCUGUCAAGAGGACACGUAGCCAUAAAGACUGUGCGGGUCCCUGAGGUGGGGGACCUGCGGACCCUGACAGAAGAUCCACGUCUGGACCUGAAGAUCAUUCACCUGGUGAGAGACCCCAGAGCCAUCCUUGCCUCACGCAUGAUGGCAUUUUCAGACCAGUUCCGUGCCUGGAAAAUAUGGAACGUGACAGGACGGCAGCCUCGAUAUGUGGACCUGUCGCAGAUCACCAGCACCUGUAAGGACAUGGUGGCCUCUGCAGAAACAGGCCUGCAAAGACCGGCAUGGCUGCGGGGACGCUACCUGCUGGUGCGGUACGAGGACCUGGCGUUCAACCCGAAGGACAAGGCCACUGAGAUCUAUAGAUUUAUGGGGCUGGAGAUGGAGGACAGUGUGAGGAUGUGGAUUGCAAAGAACACCAACAGUAACGCUUCGUCUCCGUCUGAGUGGAACUACAGGUACUCCACCACAAGAGACUCCAGAGCCACAGCAGAGAGCUGGAGGCUACGUCUCGGAUUUGACAUUGUGAGGACUGUGCAGAAUCUGUGCAAUGACACUCUGGCUCUUCUGGGAUACAAGCAGGUUCACUCUGCAACUGAACUCAGAAACUUGUCCCAGAGUUUGGUGGAACACAGAACCUUUCAACCAGUCACAUGGUAGAUUUGGUAAAGGUUUUUUAAAAAAUCUGUCAUAUUCAUUUCUGCUGACUUUCCUCUCUGUCAUGAUGCUGAUAAAAUGAAUGUAAUUAAUCUUAAUUUGUAAUAAUGUCUAAAGUAAUUUAAUAUCACUUGUAUUUAAAUUUUUUAUUGUUUUGUUAAAGAUAUUAAGUGCCAAAUUUCAAGCGUGUGAGUUGCUAGUCAAUACUGCUGUAUGUGUUGAUGAAAAACUCUUCUUGUACCUGUAGAGCAAAACACAGCAUCCUGGAAUGAUCACUGGGUUAUCAUGCUGUUUUUUUUUCAUCAUUCAGUUUUCUCGUCAUUUCAAAAGACACUUGAAAGAGUCCAGGUACCAUUUCAGAGUUAAUCUGACCUUUAAUCAGACAAAAAGUGAUGUCAGUGAGACACACAGGAAGCGAGGGGGAUUUAUUAGUAAAAAAAAAUAAUGAAAAGAAAAGAAAUUAUAGGGCUUGCCCUCCAAGCAUCUCUAAUGCAUCUAAGAAAAGGAUUAAAAUGUCACGUCGUAGGUAGAAAAUCUUCACCGGUGCAAUCUUCUGCAGAGUACAGCAGCUCUAAUUUCUACGUGAAGAUGUUGAGAAUAUGAGACUAAAUGUUUUUUCUUUACUAAAAACGCUUAUUUACAAAUACUGUAAAAACUGUUACAAUGCAAGUGCGCAAAUGUUAUGUACUGGAUGUGUUUGGACAUUUUUGUCAGUGUAACUAUACUGUUUAUAUUUUUUAGACUUUUUAAAAUAAAUUAUUCAUAUGUAAGUAA
This is a messenger RNA of Micropterus dolomieu (smallmouth bass), 2916 nucleotides long. Its product is annotated as Carbohydrate sulfotransferase 1-like. The coding region runs from base 877 to 2145 and encodes 422 amino acids. Gene Ontology annotation, molecular function: keratan sulfotransferase activity; N-acetylglucosamine 6-O-sulfotransferase activity. The record is from RefSeq and is a predicted model, not a curated record. Gene Ontology annotation, biological process: N-acetylglucosamine metabolic process; keratan sulfate proteoglycan metabolic process. NCBI's taxonomy places the organism in Eukaryota, Metazoa, Chordata, Actinopteri, Centrarchiformes, Centrarchidae. The transcript is spliced from 3 exons.